Molecule: messenger RNA, 4015 nt
Organism: Ixodes scapularis (black-legged tick)
Lineage: Eukaryota; Metazoa; Arthropoda; Arachnida; Ixodida; Ixodidae
Product: methyl-CpG-binding domain protein 4
Exons: 4
Coding region: 185-2173 (662 amino acids)
Biological process (GO): base-excision repair
Cellular component (GO): nucleus
Molecular function (GO): catalytic activity; DNA binding
Source: RefSeq, a predicted model, not a curated record
GAAAUAGGAGCCGUCAAUUUUAGCUUUAAAAUUGGUGCCGUUUUCCACAAUGGAAAAUUUGUUGACACGGAUGAAUUUUGAGUUUAACGACUAAUAUUGCGCGCAUUUCCUGAUUCCAAGCUCUCGAGGACAACCCGUUCCGGCUGAGAAUACCUUUUUUCGCCGCUGCGACCGGAUCCCGAAGAUGGAGACGGCAUCGCGGGACGACGACCACGCCGAGCCUACCUUCACGACGGAGAAGGACAGUCCUGCCAUGUUUGAUGACCCGAACCUGCCCCCUGGAUGGUACCGGAAGGUGACACAACGCCAGGCUGGCCGCUCGGCUGGAAAGUUUGACGUCUACAUCUUCAGCCCCGAGGGAAAGAAGUUCCGGUCGCGCAACGAGCUGCAGGCCCACCUGGAGAAGGUCGGCAGCCCACUACCCCUGUCGAACUUUGACUUCACCGUCAAGGGACUGACCAAGGGGCAGAUAUCUGCCCCGGUCACCCCAAAGGCUACUCCCAAAACCACCCUGGCUACCAAAAAACAGGCGACGGCUAAAAAGGAUGUCACUGCCAAGAGGGACACCAUGGCCAAAAAGGACACGACUGCCAAAAAGGACGCGACUGCGAAAAAGGAUGCAGCGGCCAGAAAGGAGGUCACGGCUAAGAAGGACGUCAAGCGGCCGUCUACCGUCAAGAAGGCUGCGGCGGCGGCCCCCAAGACACCGUCCGGUCAGCGUCAUGGUCGUAAGUUGGUCGUGCGUCUCAACUUCACUUCUCCGAAAAAGCGCAUUCUCAAAAACUAUUCGGAGAACAAAAGCGAGAGGGAAGGUGACAAAGCAGCUUUGCCGCGGAGCGAGGAGGAGGAGGAGCCGGAAAAGGUGACCGUCGAAGCCCCCAAGGUGGAGGCGCCUAAGAGCACGGAGAAAGAGAAUGCAGCCACCAAGAAGGAGGCGGCGGCCACCGAGAAGGAGGAGCUUCCCGGCAAAAAGGAGGCGGCGGCCAAGGCAGAAGGGGGGCGUAGCCGGAAACGCAAGUUGGUCGAGGUGGAGGACCUUCUCUUCAAAGAGUUCGACCGGUUGGAGCGGAAGCCGGCGGGCAAGGGGAAAGUGGGAGGGGCCGAAAAGAAGGCGACACCGAAGGAGGAGGUGGAGCAAAAGGAAAAGGCGGACUCGAAGAAGUCACAUCAGAAAGAGAAAGCGGAGCUGAAGAAAGCGGAGCAGAAGGAGGCCGAGCAGAAGAAGGGCGAGAAAAAGAAGAAAGUGGAGCAAAACAAGGCGGUACAAAAGGAAAGGGUAGACCAGAAGAAAGCUGAGCAAAAGCAGAAGACGGAGCAGAGAAAAGAGAAGGUGGAGCCGAAAGGGGCAGGGCAAAAGGAGAAGGUGAGGAACAAGAAAAAGAAGGUGGAGCCUAAAGAUGACGCAGAGCCGCAGUCUAAAGAGGAGGCUGAACGUCCCGAGCAAUCGGGGACGGUCUCGAACCAACGAGCGGAAACGGCGGUCGAUGCCGAACUUGUGGAUGCCCCGCCCGCCUCCGAGGCAACGGACGCAAAGAAGGAUAAGACCAAGAUCGCCACGGAAAAAGGCACGGCACAGAAGGUCGUAAGGGAAAAAAGUAAAAGGCAGGCAAUCAGAAAGGCUAAAGAGGAAGAAAGGCUUUUACAAGCCUCCGCUGCCGAAAUGGAGGAGGCCGCGGCCACCGCAAGAGUGCCGGAAGUGCCUGGCGAGGCAUCGCCGACUGAACCCUCCCAGGCAGAGGAGGAGGACCCAGCACACGGCGAGAACCAGGUGGCGGACGAAGAAGCACCCGUGGAAGACCCCGUUGCAGCGAAGGAAGCCACCGCAGAAGCGGCGUUCGAGGAGGACAGGUUGCCGACGCCCCCGCCGGAGCAACCGCGGCCCCACAGCACACUCUACGAACUCUUUCCGCACAUGAUCGAACACAGCUACACCAAGAAUCCUGAAGAAGAAGAGAUUGACCUCUCACGGAGACGACAGCAGCUUCAACAGCAGCAGCCUCAGCACGGAGGUGCCCAGACGCGGAAGCGCAGCCGCUCCGCGACGCACGACGUCGCCGCGGGUGGCGCCACAAGCCCCGAGCCUCCUGCGCAGAGGCGCCGACGAAGAACCAGUCGCCCGAGUGAGAACUGUGACUCUGCGGAGGAUGGUCUGUUAGCGACUGCAACCAGCUGAGCGCGCCAACGGUUGGAGCGUUUUGUCCCGUUGUCGUAUUUUGCUGGUUUGCACGUGCAGCGCGGUCGCCGCGCAUGGGCCCUCUCGUUCCCUUUUUUUGGCACGCAGGGUUUGCUUUUUUCUUGCGUUUUUAACGAAAACUGCAACUGGAAUGUGACCUUAUCCCGAUCUCUGUUGUUCAUGGCGACGGUUUUUUGCGUUUCUGCAGUGGCGGCGGCCAGUUCAUUCGCUACUAACUUGGGUCACUCACGGGAACGACAACCUGCUAAAGUAAUCGUGACGAUUCCCCUCCAACUCUGCGGGUGUGGUGCACCGGUCUUGGCACGAAGCUUUCAAUAUGACGCAUUGCAUUUAAAGGCUGACUUAAACGGGUUUCAGCUUCUGCAAGUGAACCCAAUACGAUUGAAAACUGAUUGUUAGACUAUGUUGUAUGAUUUCGAGCGGUGCAAGUAUUGAAAGCACACUAAAGGGACUUCUGAUUUUGUCUUUUUAUGGCUCCAACAUAAUCUACAGAUGGGAGUACUUUGUGAAUUUUUAGAUUGAGGGGUAGUUAAACCAUGUGAGAGCCAUAAAGAGAUGAAGUUGUAAUCUGCUUUAGUAAACCUUUAGGCCCCCUCCCUUCCCUCCCAGGUAAAAAAAAAAAAAAAAAUGUCCCUUCGAAGAUGUACCGUUCGAAAACUGCAAAUUUCUUGAAUUUCGUUGGAAAGAUCCUCGGCACACGAUGCGAGCGGCCUGCGUCAGAGCUCUCGCAAUCAUCCGUUCACAUUUUACGAUUCGAGGCAUAGUUUUCCACAUGACCAGCAGUGUCUCGGAAAAACGAGUGCGGGGGCAGUCUGUCGAAGAGGUGCUGGCAAUGCUUUCUCCAUUUCCGGUCAACCGUCGGGACUGGUUGCACUUGAGUUUUUUUAAAGAUGCUGCACAUGUGCGAUUCAUUGCUCCAGCUUGAUUCGUACAUUGUACACUUGAUUGCUUAGAACCCCUAAUGUGCUGUCUGGGUGGAACAGUUAGCCACUUGACGCGGCGGCACCCGUUACAUUUUCGAACUGGUUUUGUCCGGCUAUAUUUUUACAGUAGGCAGCCUCCAGUUGGAUAUUGAGCAAGUGCCACGUCUGGCUCAUUCAUCCGACAUCUUUGUGUUGCUCGUGCUGUCGGAGAGACAGAUUUUAGAAGCUUCACGGUUUAUGCGAAGGUUGCGCAGCCAAUCUUGUUUAACCGGUGCUGAAUGUCCGAAUAAGCCGAAAUGGUGUGGAGUUGGCUUUUACCCGAGUCAAGCGAGACGUGCCCUCGGAAGGUUCCAAACCUUCGGUGUGCCUCGGACCCUUCAUUUUUUAAUAAAGAGCUCGUUUUUAUAAGUUGAUGCCCGAAUCCAAAUGCCUUUGAUGAUGGGUACGCCGGAAGGUCGUGCGCAUGUCUGCAAAAACUAUUUAAAAAAAAUGGUGGAAGACGCCGCUGUACAAAGGUGUACAUAGCAUAACCAUUGAGCAUGUGCUGCGUGCAUAGUCGCCAUUGCCCGCCCCCCUUCAUCUCACUGGUUGUAUAAUAGCGCUCGCAGUUAGUUGCACCUUCCGAGAAUUGCGCUCUUCUCGAAUCAAGACUGCAGUGUACAAAGCUGUCGUGCAUGUUCGCUUCUUUUUUUAACCCAUCUCGAAAGCGUGUUGACGGCAUCUGUCCGGGACGCGCGGAAGAGCGGAUAGAUUUUUUGUUUGGUUCCUGUUCCACUCUGCUCGAGUUUCGGGCGAGCCCGUUUGCUAUCCUGUCGUCAUUCUCUGCCCCUCUCUAUCUGCCUGUCCCACAUGUAUACCUCACCAUCAUCCUUCGACAAUAAAGCUCGCCAUUAUCACA